UAGCUAGCUAGCUAUCUGGUAGCUACCUAUGAAAAUAAGCUUUUUUAGCCCUUGUUAUUCUUUUGUGGUUAAUGUUUUUGUUUAUAAAUUUAAGCAUGAUGGUCUUUCAGUUAUUGCCUAAUCAUUCUUUGUAAGCAGUUUUAAGUUUGUGACUUUAUUUUAUAUAAAGUUCUACCUUGUGAUAUUGUUGCACUAUGUAUAGACGACUUUCAUCAUAUGACGCGUGUUGUUUAUAAUCCCCAGACAUCUUACGCAAAUCGACAGGCAAAAUAAUGCAGGCAGUAAGUCGUGGACCAGUCCAUUCCAAACUUUAUAUUCAGUUAGAGGCAUCUUUUGAUCUUGAAAUUCGAAUAUAGCUUGCAUGUAGUUUAGAUUUAGAUCAUAUAUCAGUGAAAAGAUGCUAGUAGCCACAGUAUAAAAGUUUUUAACCAUAAUUUGACUUUCUUCACCUACGGUCUGCAUUUUUUUGCCUGUCGAUUUUUCUAAUUUUUUCAGCGCAUGUGCAAGAAUCCCUUAAAAACGUAAACAUUGAAAGUCAUCUAUAUAUAGGAGCUAGGGAAAAACUUCUUGACUCUAGUUUGUUACGGGACGCCUAAAGAAUUGGCAAACAUUUUCGUAUCUGAUCUCUGAAUCAGUUAAAAAAACAGGAAACAUUAUCUAAACAAAUAAAGAAUAGUUAAUUAUGAUUAUGUAUAUGAUCCAUUUAUCAAAAUCAUUUAUCCGUUAUAUCGUGUUUAUGUUGAUUUCAUCAAUAUAGUUUUCUGUUUUCGUCAAUAUGGUAGAGUUCCCAAAAUUUGGGUUGUCGCUUGUGACGUGUUUUGCAAUAUCUUUUAAUUUAUUCUAGUGCCAUCUCUACUAUACCCCACUUGUUAAAAGAAACCUGUUUUUAGCCGGCUCAACAUAAUUGAGAGCCAGAAGAACCUUUUUUCCAUGUUCCUACAAAAUACUUAGCCAAUUUAUGAUAUUCGUUACCUACAAUUUUUUCUUGGUUGUUUAGACACAGGGUACUUAUGAGUACGCAUGAUUUAACCUUGGGUGAUUGCAUUACUCCUAUUACAAUUUGUUGAAUAUAUAACAUGAAGACCAGUAUUCAGCCGAAUACCACCAGCCCAACAUGCUUAGGAUAUUCAAGUCAUAAUGUUAUUUACAGAUGUUUUAAAAAAAAGAUAUCCAAUAACAAAGAAUAAAGUGUAUAUAUAUGUCAACAACAUUGGUUAAAUCUCCAACUAGCUAGCUAGUAGUAACCAAUUCUAGUGCUAGUGUAACUAUAUAUAAAAUCCAAACCAAUCAACCUUAGCUAGUAGCUGAACACUAGUAAAAAAAUAUAAACCAGCAACUUUAAUAAGCCCAAUGGGUAUAAAAUAAAUGCUAAUUUCUAUUUCUUUUACCAAAAGUUCACAAUUUGCCCAUUUGACAAGUUAAUUUGAGAAAUAAUAAAGGUAAACAAACUAUAUGUGCAUCACUUCGCUGGAAAAUUAAGAUUGUCUCUAAACUAACCUCGUUUUCAUGUUAGUAUGUCUAUUCCGGCUGUGUAUUUUGCGGAAUGGAAAUGGAUAUUGAAAUAGGUCUAUUGACGUAAGCUAUGGUUUUAAACUAAAAGUAUGUUUUUAUACUGCUAACUUUGCUAUGUACUCGUAACUUAUGUUCUUAUUUACUUACAUGUUUCCUGUUAAUGUAUCCAAAUAAAACAGGUAUUUUAAACGAGGAAAAUAGUAAUGUUAAAAAGAGAGAAAGGCUGUUUUAAUAUUGUGGACAAUUUGGUUUGCCUAGGUAGAUUAGGUGGAUUUUACCCAUUCUUGAUUUAAGGACUCAGAAGAAUAGUCCCAGCAUCAGUAAGGUUAAGCCCAACUUGGUAUUUAUGGUUAGUUCUGUAAUAUAUAGCUAUGUUGCAUGUCAUUACAACAGCAGUUUUGUUAAUCCGUGAUUGUGGCUAGUUUUUCAUUAGAUCCCAUUUAUUUUGAAAGGAAAUUAAAGUACUUUAUUAUUUGCAUUCAUUUAUUUAGAUUGUAUAUAUAUUUGCAAGUUGGUAAUUUUAACAUUUUUUUUAGUUUAAGUAAUAUCUAACUAAAGUUAUGGCUUCUAGCAUAGCAGAUGCAGAUGCAAAAGAAUCUCUAAAGAAACUGUUGGAAGAAAAUGAUGAUGAAUUUUCAUUGGAGAAAAUUACUGAUGAAGAAAUGAAGAAGGUCGAUUAUCUUAUUAAUUAUCUGGAAGUUAGAACAAUCACCGAUUUCGCUAAAUUGUGUCAGCACCAGGUUUUCAAGCUCUUGUCGGGAGAAAUAAAAAGUUACCGCCUGGCAGUUGUUAAACAUCAGGAAGUAAAGUUAGAUGGUGUUCGACUGAUGAAGCACCAUCUUCCCAUACACAACAUCCAUUGUGGUUCUGGAAAUUUUACGGACGCUCAGCGACUUGCCAUCUGUGAAGUAGCAGAAACAUUUGUUAACUGUGAUGACAUGUUUACUUUGGUUCAUAGCGUUUUGGAAUAUACCAUAAUAUUAUGGGCAACAAUUGGCUUUGGCGAAUUGAAACCUGCGCAGGCGCGAUACUACCUUCUGCAUGGCGGAGAAGAUCGCAAAACUGAAGCUUACAUUGCUAUGGAAAGAAAAUUUUUCAAGAAAAGGGGAAACAAAGCAUCAGAGACUUCUACUCAUGUACCUGAAGAUGCCCAAGAAGACAAUUUACUAACCCGGGGCGAUGCAAACACAUCAACAAAAUCAAUAGCGGUUCGCGAAGCAAAACAAUGCCCUGCUUGCUCUGUGACUGUUCCUAACUUGCCCAGACACAUGCGAAAAGUGCAUAAAGGAAGGGAUGCAAAAGCUAAGCACGUGACAGCGUCUCACUUACUUAGAAAGGUAUACUCCUGGAAAGGCCAAACAAUAAGCCGACGAAAGAGUAAAUCCAGUGUAAAAAAAUCUUCGUCUAGCAAGGAUUACCAUGUAAAACGGCACUGUCCUGUAGCUGGUUGUUUUGCCGUAUGCGUAAAGAUGUACGAACAUCUUUCGCUAUGCCACCAUCUCGAAAAAGAGGAAAAGGACCAGCUGCUAUCAGUAGCCAGAGCCUUCAAGCCUGGAGACGUGGAAGAUAGAGGCUUGGAAACGUCAACGAAUGAGUUAAUUGGCGGGGACUACCAAUCUGAAUUUAUAAUCAAUACCUGCGAUGCUCAAGAUCAACAGUCUUCUGAGCACACUGAACAAGUUGACGCUGCCGCCAAUGAAUUGGAAGUUAAUGCACCUGGAGAAGUAGACCGCGCAAUGUCUCUUUUCCUGGCAUAUAUGAUGUCGCCAGAUGGAGGUCGUCGGGAAAAUAAGUCUGCCAUCCAAGUUGUAACAGAAGUUAGAUCAGUCGUUGAUAAAAUCGGUGCACGCAUUUUUAUAGGAAUGAAAGAUGCGCGCACACUAAAGUAUUCCUAAUUUUUUACCAUUGCCGGUCUAAAAUUAUUCUUAGCUUUCUCUUAUGCUUAAUAUUGCUCUGGAUACAGACAUCAUCAUAAAUAAGGAAAAGUUUAGUAAAAAGGAAAAAAAACUUGAAUAUAUUAAGAUAUUUGUAAGUUUUGAGUAAAUUACAGCAUAUUCUUAUAUUAUAUAGCGUGUAGUCUUUGUUAUUAUGCUUGUGUUCGAUUUUGUAUUAUUUUACUUUACGAUGAUGAUUUUUUGGUGCUUUUCUGGUGUUUUUUUGCCAAUUUGAUAUUUGCUAGAAAAAAAACGUUUGAAAAUAACUUUAACUUCUUUCCUUGUCCCAUUUAAACAAAAGUAUUUAUCGUCAAAGAUUGGAAAUGGAUAAUUGAACUUUUACGAUGAAUCAUGAUUCCAAUUACUCGUUUUUAUACGAAAC
Molecule: messenger RNA, 3828 nt
Organism: Hydractinia symbiolongicarpus
Lineage: Eukaryota; Metazoa; Cnidaria; Hydrozoa; Anthoathecata; Hydractiniidae
Exons: 5
Coding region: 2073-3407 (444 amino acids)
Source: RefSeq, a predicted model, not a curated record